This is a messenger RNA of Hordeum vulgare subsp. vulgare (domesticated barley), 2549 nucleotides long. Its product is annotated as auxin-responsive protein SAUR36-like. The record is from RefSeq and is a predicted model, not a curated record. Bases 1144 to 1956 code for a protein of 270 amino acids. The transcript has a single exon. Lineage: Eukaryota; Viridiplantae; Streptophyta; Magnoliopsida; Poales; Poaceae. Gene Ontology annotation, biological process: response to auxin.
ACUAUUGUCUCUACAUGAUUUAUUUUCAAAAAGAAAUAAUGCAAGGAAAAGGAAUUUACAUUUGUCUGAACAUAAUGAGAUCGAUGUCCUGUGCAGAAUUCUAAUCAUUUUUGCAGGAGUGGACAUUACUUGAUCACAAUUUCAUACUACUAUAUCAAUUUGCAAAUAUGGCCUUGUGCCUAUGCCAUAAAUAAUCUGAGAUUAGCCCCCAUCCUCGACUCUACUCUACAUGGGCGACAAGUUGGCAUGCAGCGCUAACAACAAGUGUAAGGCCAAGAUGCAGCAAUGUACUUAUCAGAGAUCAAAUCAGAGUGUGUUGCCAUACCACACCGUGCAUGCACGUCUUUUGACUGGAGAGAUCAAAUCAGCCUUUCCAGCCAUCACCUACAGAUUAACCCAGGCAUUGCAACAGACUAAUUUUACCAUCAGUUCACAAGCUUCAAUCCCAAAUUAACUGUUAAUCCAAGAAGAUUGGAGUAUGAGAAUGGAGUCUCUAAACAAAUAUGAACACGUUCAAAACCAGAAGGACUACAGAAAGACGGACAAUUACAAAUGCUGAAUAUGUCUGUCCACAAGGAGCCAAUUCCCCUUUUGAAUCAUUCUUAUUUUCUUGUCCACAUGGUCAUGUCCAAGAAAAUAAAAUAUAACUGGAAACAUCACAUUUUACAAUAUAGGACAAUGUAUUGUAACCGAGCAGUCAACAAAACACACAUCAGAUCUGCACUUUUUUUUUUUGGCAUCGGAGACAUCUGGUUCUGCUUGAAAAUGUGAUGUGCCACUUUCACAGGAAAUAAUUAAAAAAAAGGUGGUUGCUUCACAACAAGUUUGAUUCUAGUUGUGUAAUCCUAUAUCCAAGAGACAGGAAAUGCAAGAAGCAGAACUCAUCAUGAGAUGCCGAAAAUCAAACAGAUCAUGUGCUACCUAGACCAGCACAAGAUUUCAAUGAAAUUUUCAGAGAGAAUUUCUUAGCCUAGACAAUUUGGGCAAAUUGCAUCUCAGCCCGGAUAUCUACAUCUCAGGGGGCGGCCACUCUACAAACUUCUUAUCAUUAGGAUAUAAUCAAAAGUCAAGCAGGAACUCACAGACACAAAUGGAGCCAGUUUCAGGUGGCCCUCAGUCACAUGUCUCUUGAAACAGGUCAGUAUGGGAGCAAUUCACAAUGUCCAAGCACCCAAGACUACGCUGCUAGUAUCGAUAGUCUCAGAGGAAUCAAAUCAAGACCACAAUCACAUUGCAUGCCCAUACACUCUGCAGCAUCUUCUUGGCUCUGUCCGUUGCCAGCUUGUGCAUCUUCUGACUACUUGGCUCUGUCCGUUGCCAACUUGUCAUGAUAGCUUGGUAGCUGCACAUGCACUGCAUUGCAUUGUUCUCUUCUCUUCCUCCUCACCUAUAAAUCUAUCAGCUUACCAUCUUCAUCACUUCAUCCACAAACCAAGCACUACCACAGCACAUAGCUGCUACAAAAGUUUCUCUGAACUUUCAGCGAAGAGAAGAGGAGAAGCAGUCAUGGUCAGUGCCAAGAGGCUUGCCCAACUGGCAAACAAGUGGCAGAGAAUGGUGGCUAUUGGGAGGAAGAGGAUCACCCAGACUACAACGGCGAAAAGAGCGGCCGCCGAGUGCCGCACGGUGACCUCAGUAGCGGUGAAGGGACACUGCAUGGUAUACACCUCCGAUGGCAGCCGGUUUGAGGUGCCAGUGGAGUACCUCAGCACAGCGGUCUUCAGUGAGCUGCUGAGGAUGUCUCAAGAGGAAUUUGGAUUCGAGGGCGGAGAUAAUGGUCGCAUCACGCUGCCCUGUGAUACUGCAGUCAUGGAAUACGCCAUGUGUUUGCUCAGGAGAGAUGCCUCCAUGGAGGUAGUGAUGGCGUUCCUGAGCUCCAUUGCAAGACCGUGCUGCUUUGAUGGUGAUGUGGUGGUGCCAUGCGUAGGGCUUAACCAUUAUGUAGGUGUUUGUUAGCUUCUGAAGAAUGUCAGCAAGCUAGGAUCCUUGUUCUAGGCACUAUUGUUUGUUCAAUGGAAGAUGUAAAUAUGAAGUUAGAAGAUUAGAAAUGGAACAAAGUUUUGUGAUGGAAUUUGCAAAAUGUUCAGUUUAAAUGUCUGCUUUGGAGUGUGAAUGCAGCGAUAAAGCUUCAGUAACACAAUUAUAGUUGUGUUUUAACAAACCUAGUAAAUGUGUACACUUUGAAACUACUAACACUAAUGCAUGCUGCUAUUUUUGAAAAAUCCUAAUCAAGUCUCGCACAUGUUUUUCUUGAAGAAUGAGGCAGGUGCUUUGACUUUACAAGCAAACGCUCAUACAUUCAGGUAUGCAUGCAUAUGAGUUAGCAGCUUAGAAUUACCUCCUCCGUCCCAACAAUAUAAGAGUGUUUUUCAAGCUAUGUUAGCUUGAAUGCUCUUAUACUGUGGGACGGAGGGGGUACAUUUCAUUUAACCGCAAGUUCAGCUGAAUAAUUAAUGAACAGCUGCCGAAUUAGUAACAGUAUGAAAACUACUCCCUCCGUUCCUAAAUAUAAGUCUUUUAAGAGAUUUCACUAAGUGACUACAUACGGA